GGUGAAGCAAGAUGGCUGCGCCCGGUAAACGAGGUGUGAGUGGCAGUGAUCUGUCAGCUGGGCUUGAAACAAGUUUUCGGAGGAAAGUCCGCGGGAAAUUUCCGGCUAUCCCAGGAUGUCGGCCUUCCGUGCAAAAUGGGCAGCUGCUGAUUUCCUCUGGGGUGCCCUCCCUGGAUCACGUCUUAGGUGGUGGUUUAGCAGUUGGGACACUUCUUCUGAUUGAAGAGGACACGUUUUCUACAUACUCCAACAUCAUCCUCAAGUAUUUUCUGGCUGAAGGCGUGGUUAAUGGACAUGAAUUAUAUGUUGCGUCUUCUGAUGAAGAUCCUAACGAUAUCUUGAAGGACCUCCCAGCACCCCUAAUAGAUGAGAUACCAAAGCAAGAUGACCGUAAAGAGGAAAAGAAGGUCCCCGUAUCUGAAGAGGAUACUCGGGAGAUGAAGAUAGCCUGGCGUUACCAGAACCUGCCGAAAGUAGAGUCAUUACCCAUUUCUUCAUCGAGAUUUGGCCACUAUUACGAUGUCUCAGAUACAAUGCCUCCUGAAUUGUUACAAGCAGUGAGAACCCACACGUUCUACCUUCCAAAUGUAACGUCUUUGGACGGGGACGAGAGCAUGUGCUCAGAUCAUGCGAUGACCUGCGACUACCUCCAGCUUCUCAAGUCCAUCCAGCAGGUGAUUCACGAGGGAGGCUACGAUGGAUCCAGUCCCCAGAAACGACAGAAAAACAUCCUCCGCGUCGGCCUCCAGUCCCUGGGCUCUGUGCUGUGGGGUGAUGACAUUUGCUGUAAUGAGUGUCCCCGAAACCUUCACAGCCUGACACGGUUUCUGUACGCCUUGCGAGGCCUUCUCCGGACAUCGCUGUCAACGUGUGUCAUCACGGUGCCAACACAUCUCAUCCAGAAUAAAGCAAUUACGAUGCGCGUGAGAAACUUGUCGGAUACGGUAGUUGGCCUUGAAUCAUUUAUUGGGUCUGAGAGGGAAACCAAUCCAUUAUACAAAGACUAUCAUGGUUUGCUCCACGUCCACCAGAUACCUCGACUUAACAGUUUAAUUUCGGACGUGUCGGACACGAAGGACCUGGCUUUUAAGUUAAAGAGAAAACUUUUUGCUAUUGAGAGACUACAUUUGCCUCCAGACUUGUCAGACACAGUGAGUCGUUUAAACAAACAGGAUCUGGCAGGAUCCGCCAAACUGCUGAGCUCAGGAUGCAGCGCUGGAGCUGGAGGCAAGACGCACCUGGACUUCUAGUGAUUUCUGCUUAGCAGUUACGUUCCUGGUUUCUGGCUAACCAAAUGGGGCUACCAUCGAUUUCAUUUUUUAUUUUAUUUUUUCUAUUUUAUUUUCUAAGUAUAUAUAUUGUAAAAGAAUAAAAAUCAACUGCACGCACAAAA
Messenger RNA from Spea bombifrons (plains spadefoot toad), 1393 nucleotides. RefSeq names its product elongator acetyltransferase complex subunit 4 (gene ELP4). The record is from RefSeq and is a predicted model, not a curated record. Gene Ontology annotation, biological process: tRNA wobble uridine modification. The transcript has 10 exons. Gene Ontology annotation, cellular component: cytoplasm; transcription elongation factor complex; elongator holoenzyme complex. NCBI's taxonomy places the organism in Eukaryota, Metazoa, Chordata, Amphibia, Anura, Pelobatidae. Bases 12 to 1250 code for a protein of 412 amino acids.